Molecule: messenger RNA, 823 nt
Organism: Arabidopsis thaliana (thale cress)
Lineage: Eukaryota; Viridiplantae; Streptophyta; Magnoliopsida; Brassicales; Brassicaceae
Exons: 4
Coding region: 1-651 (216 amino acids)
Source: RefSeq, marked reviewed
AUGGCGGCUCCCGUAGUGGUCGCUCCUGCGAUAAAUCUUCAGCAUAUGGACCUACCUGAAGGAAAUGAAGAUGUAGCAGCUGUGCUUCAAACAUCAACACAGCGCUGGCUCAACGCUGCUGAGUGGAGCAUUCUUUAUAACAACCACAACCUAUUCCCAGAAUCAAACUCAUUUACCAUACCUAUUGAAGUAGAGGGACUUUACAGAGUUGACAACCGCUUUAAUCAAGACAGCAAUACGUGGAGAAACACAAGUGCUCCCUCCACUUGCAAAAAUGCUAUCAACUUCUACAAUGUUAGGAUCGCCACUGGCUUGUACAGGUUUGAUGAUGAUGGGGACAUUGUGAUGGACGCUGAAGUUCAAGGAGGGUGGGUCCUUUGCAGAAAAACCGUGAGGAACAGAGGCCAUUGUGGUACACGUUUGAGUCAUCUCUACAAGCCUGUCUUCGAUCGUCAAUUCAAGAUGCUGAAGAUUCAUAUGAUGGAAGAUAUGAUUAAAGAUGGUGAAGAGAAGAGUCUUGACACUUUCGUGAUAUCCAGGCAACUUACCACUUUCACUGAUCUCACGGGCUGGGCAUUUGGCUCAUCCGUGAUAGUUGAAUUUAAAGUGAGACUUGAGCACUUAAGAGGAAAAUCAAUUCCUAUAGCGUAAUUCAUCUUUCUCGCUCCAUCUUCCUUUGUUUUUUUGGCAUCUUAAACUAUGGUGUUAUCAAAAUGGCAGUUGUGCACAUUGCUGAAAGUUAAUCAAUGGUCAGACUGUAAAGUUAAUUUCCUUAUGUCUAUGAAGAAAACAAAAAUUUAAUCCACCUUUUUGGGAUAUUAUU